Molecule: messenger RNA, 3220 nt
Organism: Rattus norvegicus (Norway rat)
Lineage: Eukaryota; Metazoa; Chordata; Mammalia; Rodentia; Muridae
Source: RefSeq, a predicted model, not a curated record
GGCGCCAGCGGCUGCUUCACGAGUGGGUAGAGAGUUCCUCCGUGCUGUUCCCGGUGUUGCGGUGCUGGGUUGUGCGACUGUGACUCGAGCCUGUUUCAGCCUCGUUCUUCUGGUCUCUGUUCGGCCCUCAGUUUCCUUUGGAUGAACUUGCGUCCUUUCUCUAAUCCGCCAUGGAAUUCUGCUCCGUGCUUUUAGCCGUCCAGAGCCAAAGAAACCCCAGACAACAGACGCUCAAACGCAGCGUAUAGCAGUAACUCCCCAGCUCGGUUUCUGUGCCGUAGUUUACAGUAUUUAAUUUUAUAUAAUAUAUACUAUUUAUUAUAGCAUUUUUUGAUACCUCAUUCCGUUUACACAUCUUGAAAGCCGCUCAGUAAUUCUCGUAUUAUUUAAAGAACCACUACACUACAGGAUGGCAUCUACCCUGGCCCCGAUUACUAGUACUCUAGCUGCUGUUACUGCUUCUGCUCCACCGAAGUAUGACAAUCUGUGGAUGCUCAUCCUGGGCUUCAUCAUUGCAUUUGUCUUGGCAUUCUCCGUGGGAGCCAAUGAUGUAGCAAAUUCAUUUGGUACAGCUGUAGGCUCAGGUGUAGUGACCCUGAAGCAAGCCUGCAUCCUAGCUAGCAUCUUCGAAACUGUGGGCUCCGCCUUGCUGGGGGCCAAAGUGAGUGAAACCAUCCGGAAGGGCUUGAUAGAUGUGGAGAAGUACAACGCAACUCAAGAUCUGCUCAUGGCUGGCUCUGUCAGUGCUAUGUUUGGUUCUGCUGUGUGGCAACUAGUGGCUUCGUUUUUGAAGCUUCCUAUUUCUGGGACCCAUUGUAUUGUCGGUGCAACCAUUGGUUUCUCCCUUGUGGCAAAGGGACAAGAGGGUAUCAAAUGGUCCGAACUGAUAAAAAUUGUGAUGUCUUGGUUCGUCUCUCCACUGCUUUCUGGUAUUAUGUCUGGAAUUUUAUUCUUCCUUGUUCGUGCAUUCAUCCUCCGUAAGGCAGAUCCAGUUCCUAAUGGCUUACGAGCUUUACCCAUUUUUUAUGCCUGCACAAUUGGAAUCAACCUCUUUUCCAUUAUGUAUACUGGAGCACCAUUGCUGGGCUUUGACAAACUUCCUCUGUGGGGUACCAUCCUCAUCUCGGUGGGAUGUGCAGUUUUCUGUGCCCUUAUCGUCUGGUUCUUUGUAUGUCCCAGGAUGAAGAGGAAAAUUGAACGAGAAGUAAAGUCUAGUCCCUCUGAAAGUCCCUUAAUGGAAAAGAAGAACAACUUAAAAGACCAUGAAGAAACAAAGAUGGCUCCUGGCGAUGUUGAGAAUAGGAAUCCUGUGUCUGAGGUAGUAUGUGCCACUGGCCCACUACGGGCUGUGGUGGAGGAGAGAACGGUGUCAUUUAAACUCGGUGACCUGGAGGAAGCUCCGGAGCGAGAGCGGCUUCCCAUGGACCUGAAGGAGGAGACCAACAUAGAUGGUACUAUCAAUGGUGCAGUGCAGUUGCCUAAUGGGAACCUUGUUCAGUUCAGUCAAACCGUCAGCAACCAGAUCAACUCCAGUGGCCACUAUCAGUAUCACACCGUGCACAAGGAUUCUGGCUUGUACAAAGAGCUGCUCCAUAAGCUACAUCUGGCCAAGGUGGGAGACUGCAUGGGAGACUCUGGGGACAAGCCCUUGAGACGCAACAACAGCUACACAUCCUACACCAUGGCAAUAUGUGGCAUGCCCCUGGAUUCCUUCCGUGCCAAAGAAGGGGAACAAAAGGGAGACGAAAUGGAAACGCUGACUUGGCCUAAUGCAGAUACCAAGAAGCGGAUUCGGAUGGACAGUUACACCAGUUACUGCAAUGCUGUGUCUGACCUUCACUCAGAGUCUGAGAUGGACAUGAGUGUUAAGGCAGAGAUGGGUCUGGGUGACAGAAAAGGAAGCAGUGGCUCUCUUGAAGAAUGGUAUGAUCAGGAUAAGCCUGAAGUGUCCCUUCUCUUCCAGUUUCUGCAGAUCCUUACAGCCUGCUUUGGGUCCUUUGCCCAUGGUGGCAAUGACGUCAGCAAUGCCAUCGGCCCUCUGGUUGCUUUGUAUCUUGUUUAUGAAACGAGAGAUGUCACUACAAAAGAGGCAACACCCAUAUGGCUUCUGCUUUAUGGUGGUGUUGGCAUUUGCAUGGGGCUAUGGGUUUGGGGAAGAAGAGUUAUCCAGACUAUGGGGAAGGACCUGACACCAAUCACACCCUCCAGUGGUUUCAGUAUUGAACUGGCAUCUGCCUUCACUGUGGUCGUCGCAUCAAACAUUGGCCUUCCCAUCAGCACAACACAUUGUAAGGUGGGCUCUGUGGUGUCUGUUGGCUGGCUCCGAUCCAAGAAGGCUGUUGACUGGCGACUGUUUCGAAACAUUUUUAUGGCCUGGUUUGUCACCGUCCCUAUUUCUGGGGUUAUCAGUGCUGCUAUCAUGGCAGUGUUCAAGCACAUCAUUCUGCCGGUGUGAAGCUGAGCUCAGAAUUGUGUCAGUGUCUGGGACCAUCGCACACACCCCUGUUCCUAAAGAAUGCUCAGUGUUGCUGAAGAUAGGCCAGGGUUUUAAAGUGGGGGAGCUGUGGGAAGGAAGUGUAAUUUAUACUAUAAUUGCUUUUGUGCUAAAUAUGACUUAUCUCAAAAUUAGCUGUGUAAAAUAGCCAGGUUUCCAUUGAUUCAUUCUAAGGUCCCUUUUCUCCUGGGCUAUGACUUCCUGUACAUAUUUCUCUACUUUUGUAUCAGGCAUCAAUUCCAUUAUGUUUUAAUGUCGUCUGUGAGAUAACUUAAUGUGGAUUCUUUUUAAACAGCCAAGCAGAGCCAUUUGAUGGCAUAUACUGCUUUGUUGGCCUCACCAGCUUCUUCCCCAGCGUGCACAGGGAUUUAACAAACAUGUAACUGAAGCUUCCCUUGUAGUCUCUCAUAGAAAUAGUCACGGCACUCUGCUCCCUGUCACUAGUGGCAGGUUCUGUUGACAUGUGACAACUUCUUAGAGGGCCGAGAAUCUUUGGCACAGUGAAAAUUUAAGUUUGUAGUAACUUCUUUGCAAACAGUUCGUGGACGUGUUGCUAAGAAGUAGGAAGACAAAGCCUGGUGGUUGUGGUUAUUCUUUUGAGAUUUCUGGCAGUGUGGGAUGGGUGAAUGAAGUGGAAUGGGAACUUUGGGCAAAUUCAAUGGGACAGCCUUCCAUGUUCAUCUGUCUACCUCUUAACUGAAUAAAAAGCCUACAGUUUUUAGAAAA